ACAAUGACAGCUUUACAUAAUGUUACAGAACAUAUCAAUCUAUUGGCAACCGCAAUUGUGGUUAUAAAGGGAAACUAUGGGCACACAACUGUACUUAGGGCGCUAAUAGAUUCGGGGUCGCAGUCAUGCUUUAUCACUCAAAAGGCAACUCAAGCACUAAAAUUGCAACGCAAACCUGUAAAUUUGGUCGUCACGGGUAUGGAUAAUAUGAAGGUAAACAUCAAACAAGAAGUCAAUUUUGAUUUGUUAUCACGUUGGGAACCUAACUUUGAGCUACCAAUACACGCCUACGUGAUGUCACAGCCAUUAAAGUUUAACAUACCUUCAUCAGAAUAUUUGCAACAGGAACUGCGUCACUUUGAGAAAUUGAAUCUAGCAGAUCCAAAUUUUAUGGAUUCCGGAGCAUUGGAUUUGCUAUUAGGGGUGCAAGAGUAUACAGCAAUUCUUAAACAAGGAUUAAUCAAGGGUCCAUCAGGCACAAUAUGCGCACAGAAAACCAGCCUGGGAUGGAUUGUGAUGGGUGGAAUAAACAUCAACAUGAAACCAAAGCAUAAAGCCAUAAUGGCAAUGAAUAUCACAACUGAUGCAAGUUUUAAUGAUUUAAUUAAAACUAUUUGGGAGAUAGAUACAGACACAAAACGUAAUUUAACUAAAGAAGAAUUGAGAUGUGAAGAAUUUUAUAAAGAAACUCAUGCUAGGAAUAACGAAGGAAGAUAUAUAGUUAGAUUACCCUUUAAAACUGAAGCACCAUUGUCAUCUGAAGGAAAUACAAAAGAAACAGCAAUUAAGAGAUUAAUGCAGCUUGAAAGAAGAUUUAGUAGAAAUCCAGAACUAAAAGACGAAUAUCUGAAAGUAAUAAACGAAUAUAAAACAUUAAAUCAUAUUGAAGAAGUACCUGAAAAAGAAUUACAUAAAAAAUCAGUUUACUUACCUCACCACGCUGUUGUCCGUCAGGACAAAGAAACUACGAAGACACGAGUUGUUUUCGAUGCUUCCUGUAAAGGCUCCAACAAUAUUUCACUUAACGAGGAGCUUCUGUCAGGUCCAGUUUUGCAAGAAGAUUUAAGAAAUUUAAUCAUGAGAUGGCGUAUUCAUGCAAUUUGUUUCGUCUCAGAUAUUCAAAUGAUGUAUAGAAUGAUAAAAAUUCAUAGAGAUGAUGUUGAUUACCAGCGUAUAGUAUGGAGAGAAAAUCCAUCCGAUGAGAUACGUGACUAUCGCCUUCUUACUGUAACGUUCGGGACAGCCUCAGCACCGUAUCUUGCAGUAAAAACUUUGAAGCAACUAGCGAUUGAUGAAGGGGAUAAUUUUCCUGAAGCAGCUAGAAUAUUAAAUGAAGAUUUCUAUGUUGAUGAUUGCAUGUCUGGAAGUGAUGACGUUCAAAAAGCAAUUCAGAUUAGCAAGGAUUUAAAAGAAUUGUUACGUAGAGGUGGAUUCGAGUUGAAGAAAUGGUCCUCUAAUAAUACUGAAUUUAUGCAAAGUUUAAAACCAGAUGAAAGAACUACUAAAGCUCAUUUCGAUUUAAAACUAGAUGGAAUAAUUAAAGCACUAGGAGUUCAAUGGAAUUUAGGGAAUGAUCGAUUUGAAUACAACUUAAACUUACCUGAAAUUGUUGAAGAAAACAUUAUCACGAAGCGGAAUAUCCUCUCAGAUAUACAAAAGUUGUUCGACCCUUUAGGUUGGAUCGCACCUAGUAUUGUUCAAGCUAAAAUAUUAAUUCAAAAACUAUGGCUUGAAAAGGUUGAUUGGGAUGAGGAUCUUAACAUUUUUCUGAAAGAAGAAUGGUUGAAGAUUCGCCGAGAUCUUAUGAAUGUGAAUAACAUUUCUAUCGAUCGAUGGUUAAGUACUUCAUGCUCCAACAUGGAUACAAUUCAAAUUCAUGGUUAUUGUGAUGCUUCUAUUUUAGCUUACGCCGCCGUGGUGUAUUGCCUAGUCAAGAAAACGGACGGUUCAUAUAGAACAUCAUUAAUUGCAGCCAGAACUAGAGUGGCUCCCCUCAAGACAAUUUCGUUGCCAAAAUUAGAACUUUCUGGAGCUUUGCUUUUAUCCCGAUUAUUGAACCAAGUAGCACAGGCCAUGAGAAUACCGAUGGAAAGAGUUUUCGCAUGGACAGAUUCAUCUAUAGUCAUAGCUUGGUUGUCUGGCGAACCCACGAAAUGGAAGCCAUUUGUGGCCAAUCGUGUAGUAGAAAUUUUAGCAAAUCAUAAAAAAGAACAAUGGCAUCACGUCCAGUCACAAGAAAAUCCAGCAGAUAUUGCAUCUAGAGGUAUGUUCAUCUCCGAUUUGAAACACUGCAACCUUUGGUGGAAAGGACCUACUUGGUUACAAAAAGGAGAAAUCAUCUUAACAGACGAGAACAUAUUUACAACAGAUCUAGAAAAGAAAAAGGAAAAAAUUAAAACUCUCAUAUUGACAAACAUUAAAGAAGUAAAAAGAUUUUCUGAAAAAUUUGAAAGAUUUACUACCUUAAAUGAACUAUUAAGAACCAUAGCUUAUUGUAAAAAGUUUAUCAAGUUUAAAAAGGAUAAUAAAAAUAUAACAAUCACAACAGAAGAUAUAGAAGAAGCGUUACUAACAUGUAUCAAAAUAGUGCAAAAUGAAGAAUUCGAAACUGAAAUAGAUUCGUUAAAGAAAAAGAACAAUAUUAAAAAGAACAGUAAAUUGAAGACGCUUAAUCCAUUUUUAGAUAAUAAUGGAGUGCUCAGGGUGGGCGGAAGAUUAGCAAAAUCAAGUUUAGAAACAAAUACUAAACAUCCUAUAAUCAUUGGAAACAACAACACUCUUGUCUCACUUAUUAUCGCCGACGCUCAUAAAAGAACAUUACAUGGAGGUAUUCAGCUAAUGCUUUGUUAUUUACGCUCUAAAUAUUGGGUAUUGCGUGCAAAAGACAUGACAAAGAAGCAUAUCCAUCGAUGUCUAAUUUGCGCUAAGGAAAGUGCAAAGGUAAAAACUCAAUUAAUGGGUGAUUUACCUUCCGUUCGUACUACACCUUCUCGACCAUUUAUCAAUGCAGGUGUAGAUUUCGCUGGUCCAUUUCAAAUUGUGAUGAACAAAGGAAGAGGUAUCAAAACAAACAAAGCCUACGCUGCGAUUUUUGUCUGUAUGUCUACUAAAGCAAUGCACUUAGAACUAGUCGGUGACAUGACGUCAAAUUCAUUCAUAGCUGCAUACAGACGAUUUACAUCAAGAAGAGGCAAAUGCGCACAUCUUUGGAGUGAUCAGGGAAAAAACUUCGUAGGAGCAAACAAAGAGUUAUAUAAAGCAUGGGAAGAAGCAAAAUUGCAAUUUGACCAAGAAAUCAUAGACAGCUUAGCAAAUGAUGGCACUCAGUGGCACUUCAUUCCUGCAUACUCACCAAACUUCGGAGGACUCUGGAUGGUGUAACUAGAGUUUAUAGUGUUAAAAAUGGAAAUAAUAUUGUAAAACGAUCUGUAUCUAAACUUUGCUAUCUCCCAAUUAAUGAAGCUUAAGUGCCAAAUUGUUAAAGUAUAUUAAGGGUUUGCAUGUAAUUUUUUGAAAGGACAUUAAAGGUCCUUUGGUGGGCGGAUAUGUUCAACCAUAUUAUGUUUGUAAUUUUAAUAUGUAGUAAUAAAGUAGAUUCAACGCGAA
This is a messenger RNA of Pieris napi, 3606 nucleotides long. RefSeq lists its product as uncharacterized. The coding region runs from base 4 to 3381 and encodes 1125 amino acids. The record is from RefSeq and is a predicted model, not a curated record. NCBI's taxonomy places the organism in Eukaryota, Metazoa, Arthropoda, Insecta, Lepidoptera, Pieridae. The transcript is spliced from 2 exons. Gene Ontology annotation, molecular function: nucleic acid binding.